AUGUUGGAGCAGAAGAUCAGAGCCCCGAAAAACAGAGGGUUCUAUGUCAGAAUGAAGCUCUUGCCCAGCAAACAUGGAAGAUCAUCAGUACCUCAAUUAGAGAAAAAAAACUUCUUUUAUAGAAAUUGCAAAUGGGUUCUCUGGCUCUCCCUCUCCUUGUACUUCUUCAGCUCCUAUCUCAUCAGUAACCACCCCAAUCAGAACAACAAACAACCCACCUCCCUCUCCAAAACCCAUUUUUCAAGCUUAGCCUCUCGUGCCCUCUUCGAAUCCACCACCAAUAACAUAACACAGAAACAAGGCUUGCCCUUCAACGACUUGAAGAUUUUCGUAUACGAUUUGCCAGCGAAAUACAACACGGAUUGGCUAAAAAACGAGAGAUGCAGCACCCACUUGUUCGCUUCCGAGGUCGCCAUUCACAGGGCGCUUUUGACAAGCGAAUAUUUGACCGUUGACCCAUACGAAGCGGACUUCUUCUUCGUCCCUGUCUACGUCUCCUGCAACUUCAGCACCGUCAAUGGCUUCCCGGCAAUAGGCCACGCUCGUUCUCUCAUAGCCUCCGCCAUUAACUUAAUAUCCACCCAAUACCCAUUUUGGGAUCGGUCCCACGGCUCCGACCACGUCUUCGUCGCUUCCCAUGACUUCGGUUCUUGCUUCCACACCAUGGAGGAUGUGGCGAUAUCGGAUGGGAUACCGGGGUUCUUAAAGAACUCCAUCGUGUUACAGACGUUCGGUGUGAAACAGAGACACCCAUGUCAAGAGGUUGAGAAUGUGGUCAUUCCGCCGUACGUUUCGCCGGAAAGUGUAUUGAGGACGCUGGAGAAAUCUCCGGUAACGGGCCGGCGAGACAUCUUCGCUUUCUUCCGGGGCAAGAUGGAGGUCCACCCAAAAAACAUCAGCGGCCGUUUCUACAGCAAGCGGGUGAGGACAAUGCUGUGGCGGAAGUACAACGGUGACCGGAGGUUCUUCCUGCAGAGGCAUCGGUUCGCCGGUUACCAGUCGGAGAUCGUGCGGUCGGUGUUUUGUCUCUGCCCCUUGGGGUGGGCUCCGUGGAGCCCUAGACUGGUUGAAUCGGUCGCCCUGGGCUGCGUGCCGGUGAUCAUAGCCGACGGAAUCCGGUUGCCGUUCGACGACGUCGUUCCGUGGGCGGACAUAUCGGUAAACGUAGCGGAGAAAGACGUGGGUAAGCUGGCGGAGAUACUCGAACACGUGGCGGCGACCAACUUGAGCGCAAUUCAAAAGAACCUGUGGGACCCGCGCGUUCCGCGGGCCCUGAUGUUCAACGAUCGGGUCCAUGAAGGCGACGCCACGUGGCGGGUUCUUUCCGCUCUUGCGAACAAGCGGGCCAGGUCGUACAGAAGGUCGAGAGUUUCGAGCCAAUAG
Messenger RNA from Prunus armeniaca (apricot), 1383 nucleotides. NCBI's taxonomy places the organism in Eukaryota, Viridiplantae, Streptophyta, Magnoliopsida, Rosales, Rosaceae. The record is from the annotation of a GenBank genome assembly.